AUGAGUGACCAAUCCGGCAAUGCCGCCGUCCAGGCAUUCAUCAACUGUACCCCAGAGAUCUGCCCAUACGACUCGUCGUUCUACGGCUACCGGAUCCAGAUCGUGCCCAACGCCGUCUUCUUGGGCCUCUUCUCCCUAUCUCUUCUCGGCUUCCUCGCCGUGUUCCUCAUCACGCGGCGCGGAGGAGCCUUCACAGUCGCCGUGAGCCUCGGCCUGAUCACCGAGAUCUUGGGUUAUGUCGGGCGCAUUUUGAGCUGGCAGAACCAGUGGGCGGAGCUCGGGUUUCUCAUGCAGAUAUGCUGCCUCACUAUCGCGCCUGCCUUCCUCGCUGCUGGUAUCUAUUUUUGCAUUCGCAAGAUCGUUGCCGCCUUCGGUCCGGAGAACUCGCGUAUUCCGCCCCAGUUCUACACCCGAAUUUUCAUCCCCUGUGAUCUUAUCUCCCUCAUCCUCCAAGCCGCAGGCGGUGCCCUCGCGUCCAUUGCCUCGCACACCCAUGGGUCCACCACGCUGGGCGACAACAUCAUGAUAGCCGGUCUCGCCUUCCAAGUCUUCACCCUCCUCGUCUUCAUGAUCCUCUGCGUCGACUUCGGCAUCAACACCCUGCGGCGCACCCGCGCCCUCGGCGCCGCCGCCCUCGACCAGGACGCGGCCAUCGUCGCGAUUCGCCGCUCGCGGAUGUUCAAGGGGUUCCUGGUCGCGCUGGCGCUGUCGACCAUCUGCAUAUUCUGGCGGAGCGUGUACCGCGUCGCCGAGCUGAGCAACGGCUGGACGGGUCCGCUGAUGAAGCGCCAGGACCUCUUCAUCGGCUUCGAGGGCGUCAUGAUCACCGUCGCCGUGCUGGUGCUGAACGUCUUCCACCCGAGCCUGUGCUUCCGCGACCUGAUGGGCCCGAGGAAGAACUUUAGGUUCUGGGCUGCGAAGCGCGCGGUGGGUGAGCCAAAGGGGGAUGUUGAGAAGAGCGAGGUUAGGGGGAAGUCGAGCACGGGCACGAGCGUCACGGGGCCGAGUGGUAAGAGUAGCGCUUAUGCUAGUGAUGGUGAAGGCGUGGAGAGGACAUAA
Anthostomella pinea is the source of this 1059-nucleotide messenger RNA. Lineage: Eukaryota; Fungi; Ascomycota; Sordariomycetes; Xylariales; Xylariaceae. The record is from the annotation of a GenBank genome assembly.